This is a messenger RNA of Schistosoma bovis, 6760 nucleotides long. The record is from the annotation of a GenBank genome assembly. NCBI's taxonomy places the organism in Eukaryota, Metazoa, Platyhelminthes, Trematoda, Strigeidida, Schistosomatidae.
GUACAUUUAAAGUCCAAGGUCACCGUUAGACCUAACACGAUAAUUAUUGGUAUAUUAUUCUACAUCCAUAACAUAUUCGAUCAUGGGUGUCUUCGAAGUAUUGCUCGUAUAUCCGAGGAUCACCGGGUAAAUAAUGCAGUUGUUAGGAAACGGGUACUAUGUAAGGAUGGCAAACCGAUUGAUGAAGUGAAAUGUCAUCAGUUGAGGCGGCUGGGACACGUGUUAUGUAUACCCAACCAACAAGUGCCCCGACAUGAGAUGUUUUAUGGUGUUGGAGUUGGGUGAAAGAAAGGUAGGGGUAACCAGACCAAAACAUGGCACAUCCAUAAAGUCACUGACGAAUGGACUCACCCAUGUCGGUAGGUGUACACCAUUCGACCGGGAUCUUUGAAAUGAUAGUAAACCACCUUGAGUGAAAUGGCUCAAAAUCGUUUGCAAUGGCGUGGGUGUGUCCACUCUUUGUGUUCUUUCAAAUUCUAACCUUCCGAAUUCAUGUUCUUGUUUCCUUUUUCCGAAUUGAUUUUACUGGAUUAUACUCCCUGGAUAAAAUCUACAAACCAUAGUCUUCUCGAUCGCUGCUUAUACUUUUUACUACCUCUACCACCAUAGGAUAUAAAUCGAUUAUUGGAUCUCUGUGCCAGUGCGGUGUGUACGUACGAAUUUCUACGUUUUUGCUGACUGAUUGACGGUUUUUGGUGUGGAAAUAUACAUACGUUCUAGUCAGGCUAGUCACGUGCUCUAGAUCUGAGCAGUAUUGAAGCCCUGCAGAAUGGACACUAGGAGGGUAUCUAGUGUAGAUAUUCGUCUAAGGUAAAUUAACCAACCAUAUGUGUAGAUGAGGAAACCGAGCAUUCUAACAGGGACCUUAGAUACAGUAUGUGGUCGUUGUUUGCCAGUCGUGGGAGGUAUGGUAUUUUAUUUACAUAUUCUCAGUAGUGUGCACAGAUAAUAUUCAGAAAUGGUGCCUCAAGUUCCAAGUCAAUAUAUGUCGGUUUUCCGAUACGUUGUACAAGUGUGCACCGAAUAAUGGCUGACAAAAUGCUGCUGUCAAAACAUUUCCCCAAACUUGUGACGUCUAUCUAGUUGAUAUACGGUGUGUCAAAACCUGCAUAAACAACAAGGUUUACUCCUAUAACAGAUAUGACUUAAAACAAAGACGCCAAGAAGAGGUAGAUAAGGACUCUGAUAUUCACCAACCAUCGUACAUCAUGUCGAAUGAUUUUGGGCCUUCUCGAGUUAGACCCGAAAGGUGUGGCCCGCCACUUUGCUUCCAGUUUUUAACUCAUUAAGGUCAUUCUUCUACUUGAUUUCUUCAUCAAGUGAUAAAUCAGGUUGGACACGAAUAUUCAGCUUGCCAGUUUUGCAUGUGUUAUUUAUUAUAAUCUCCCCUCUCUUGUAACUUAUGAGGGCCAACUUUAAGAUCCUCCUUAAUUGGGUCCAACCUCAUCCUCUUCAGAUCAUGUGUCUGUCAUCUGACGGGGUCAUUUAAUUUUGGCUCAUUUAUGCUCUAAAUUAGGCGUAUUCCAACAUUUAAAAAGAUUAGGAUCAUUCAUGACAGGACCGCUAUCCAGCGUCGAAUCUGCAAUGGAACACAAACUGAUCAACCCAGCUUACGUAGUCGUGGCAGCUACAGCUCUUGUCACUGCACAAACCCUAAAAUAUCAUACACUGCCCCCCCAAAAAACGGAGGCACGUCGGACACUGCUAUUAGUCCUAAGGACAAGACCGCACAUAAAGCAGCUACAACCACUCACCCUCAGCCCAGACACUCAGCUACCCCAAAAUGCCAAACCACUUAUGCCUCAAUAGCGUCCAAGUAUUACCCUAGCGGCCCUUAUAAAAUGCCUAAAAAUGAUCCUCCCAGGGAUCGCGCUAACAGCUACAGACCCGCAGACACCGCUGUGCGAAAAAAUACCAAACUCUCCGUAAAAACCCACCAAUACUCCAGCACCCCAAACCCAAAACAUGCACCUUCUCAUAGUAAUAGAAUGCCCUACAACAAACAUAGAGAACUGGCAACACCCACUCAUCCUAAUGUGAAACGACACUCGACAAGAACCACACCCACACGUGAUACCCAUAAGUCAUAUGGUGUCAACCUUGUAAGCCCCAUGAACCAACACAAAACUAUACAUAACAGAAACACAUCUCCUGGCAACAAUAACAGGCAUUCCUUCAUCCCUUACCAGAAACAUAAACCACCCCAACUGACCACAAUAGGACUAAAAUUGCCCACCGCACACGAGGAAGUCAUAACGCUGGCCUACUUGGGAACCCACCUACAGAUUCUAGGUACUAUCCAAGUCAAGCCACCCAAUACAACGGUUUAGACCCCCUAAUUCGACAUGCACACUAUCUCAUCCUUUUUUAUCUCUCUCCCCCUCAACAUUACUGCUAUGGGGUCUCCAAAUGUUGAGGGCGACAAUCCCACUAUUCUGAAACCAUCUAUAUACUCCGAUUUAAUGGGGAGUAGCACAUCCUACUCAACUUCGAUAACUGUCUCCAGUCUUGAAAACUCCUUGACUGAACCCCCUGAUCAUUCCCCGGACACAUUACCUAAUCAUUCGACUCUACCUUCCACUCUUAGACAUACUUCUUUCACCAAAACCACACCCGACUACCCUUCUUGCAUUAACCCUAAUGGUAAUAAACUAAACACUCAUCAAUAUGGAGUCAACGCUCCCAAUUCUUCCUUUUCUCAGGGCAAAACAGACAAACCACUCGGUUUACAUCAUACCCUUCUACUAGACAAACAGUCACCGUACCUGACACUUAUGUUAAUCAACGCUAGAUCUGUACAAAGUAAGAUGACUUACCUACGCACCCUAUUACUUUUAAACAACCCCUCACUUGUUUUGAUAACGGAAAGUUGGCUGUCCUCCGAUACCACAGACACAUUUCUACAAAUAGACACCUAUGAGCUCUUCCGCUGUGAUCGAGUCACCAAGAAGGGUGGUGGUUGUCUCGUCUAUGUAUCAAAAAAUUUGAGAGCGGAAACCUAUAGCGACCACGUCCUCAGCAAACUUCCUGAAUCGAUAUGGCUUACUGUGCACACUCAUGAAUGUAAAAUACUAAUCGGAUGCAUAUAUCGAGCUCCUAACACUCCUAGUUCAACUGACACUAUUAUAAGUGAGUCAUUUGCUCAGGCUGCGUCGCUUGACUUCACAUACAAAAUUGUAUGUGGUGAUUUCAACCUUCCCACCAUCAACUGGAAGACACAUUCUGGCCCAUUGUGCUUUGAAAGCAUACUUAGGUCCUUAGACAUACACGGCUGGCAACAACAUGUACACCUGCCUACACGAAAUCACAACAUUCUUGACUUGAUAUUCUGUCAUAGUGUCACACCAACAUCAAUGGUGGUUAGCGAAAAGUUUCACAACAGCGAUCAUAAAAUAGUCCUCUGCACCCUUCCGAUUCUUGCCAUAUGCAACAAAUUAAAGACAUUAAAAACGCGAUUCCAAUAUAGAGACUAUGCAAACGCUGACUGGGAAAACUUUCGAUUUCUAAUAAAGCACUCUGACUGGGGCAGUUUCUUUACCAGUAAUAACCUCUUAGAAACAUUAGAAAUAUUCAAUAUCACCACCAAAUCUGCACUAGACACCACUAUACCCUCUAAAAUUGGUUUUAAAACAGUUACUCCCUAUAUAAACCAAAAGACUAGGUCUAAACUGAGAAAACUGAAAAGGAUGUACUAUAUAUCAAAAGACUUCAGUGCCCUGCACCAGAUAUACUCUGUACUUGACGGAGUACAAAGUCAACACAACAAGCAUAAACAGGUAGAGGAACGUACUGCGCUCGCUGCUGCAUCUAAAGCCCAAGCCCUAUGUCGUCUCCUCACGAAACGCAUAAGAAAGAACACAGACAACAACAUUCACUCCUUACUGCACGAUGGAGUAACGUAUAAUGACCAAACCGUCAUAUGUGAACUAUUAAGUGAAUGGUUUUCUCACAAUGGGAAUACAUCUGAUGCCCCAGAUAUCGACAUAAAGUGCACCGGCAAAAACUAUCUUAGUACCAUAAACUUCGACAUUAUGAGUAUACAUACCGCCAUUAAAACCCUUAAACCAAAUGCGAGUUCUGGUGCCGAUGACAUCCCUUCAAUCGUUUAUAAAAUGUCAGGGCCGGACAUACAGACGCUACUACUCAAAAUAUACACAUUAUCUUUAGAGACAGGUACAUAUCCGGAAACCUGGAAGGUAACGUAUGUUCUUCCCAAACACAAAUCCGGACCGAGAAACCUGGUAGAAAACUACAGACCUAUAAAUAUCACUCCAGUCAUAUCACGCAUAAUGGAAAAAGUGAUACAAAAUCAACUAUCUGAUCACCUACUCAAGGAAGAUCUAAUAGACCCGUCACAACACGGCUUCAUUAGAACAAGGUCGUGCAGUACAUGCCUGAUAGACUUCUUUAACGAGGUUACUCGUAUGCGUGACCAGAAGAAACUAGUUAUUAUACUAUACUUCGAUAUUAAGAAAGCCUUUGAUAAAGUACCUCAUAAUCUUCUAAUCAACAGACUGAAGUCAGUUGGAAUUAUAAAUCCCCUUUUGCAAUGGAUCAAGUCUUUUCUUACGAACAGAUAUCAAAUAACCAAGAUUAACUCUAAUACAUCUACACCUCGACCGAUAACCAGUGGUGUUGUGCAGGGUAGUGUCUUGGGUCCAUUGCUCUUUAUAAUCUACAUCAACAAUAUAUGCAGGUGUUUCAGCACAGGUAAGACCUACCUCUAUGCCGAUGACUUAAAAGUCUUCUAUAAAACUGACAUUUGCGAUUUACGCAGUACUAUGCAAACAAUCCAACAUGAACUCAACAUGGUAGAUGACUGGUGCAAACGCUGGAGGUUAGAGCUCAACAUAGAGAAAUGCGGCUGGUUAUGUAUAGGAGACACGUCUCUUAAAAUGAAACUAACAAUUAGCGAUCACACACUCCCCAGACUGGCAUCAGUAACUGACCUAGGGGUACAUUAUUCACACAGUCUUAAUUUCUCUGAACACAUCUCAGCCAAAGCAUCCAAAAUGCGGAAAUUGCUUGGCUUCAUUCUCCGUUAUUUCUAUCAAAAUGAAUCUAAAAUCCUUCUUUACAAAGUUUGUGUAAGACCUAUCGUUGAAUACUGCUCGUUCUUAUUUUCCAACCUACGUCUAUCUGAUAUACUAAAGGUGGAAGGAAUACAACGAGACUUCACCCGCAAAAUACUUAAGACUGGCUCGGUCAUUGACUACAGUUCUCGAUGCCAAAUCUUAGGAAUAGCACCCCUUUGGGAGAGAAGGCUUAGGUCUAAUUUGAUUCUCUACUUCAAACUACUCAAAAACCUUACUUACUCAACAUGUCAGAUAAUUCUUGCCCGAGAUUCACAUGAAUACGAACUUCGAAACAAAGUAUCUACGGUCAAAGUUGAGAAAUACAGAUCAAAAACUCGGGAAAACUUCUUCCUCACCAAGUAUGCAAUAAUAUGGAACAGUCUUCCUUCCGAGACUCGCAUGGCAGAUGAACUACAUACAUUUGUGAAACUGCUUGAUCAAGCCCUCACUCGCACUGAUCUUGCACGUACGAACACAUCUGCACCCCACUCAGACAUCAUAGGCUCUCUCCAUGUCUAGACCAAAAUGGACUUCAAGUUCAGUUUGCCUUAUUUUUCCUACUUUGCAGUUGUAUUAAUUACUUUUUCCACCCCAUUUCUUCACUUGAAGUAGACAGGUAACUCACUGGACCUAUCAUUACUGUCAAACUAAACUCGGUCGAUAAGGGACAAUCACUACCACCCUAAAAAAUCAAGAGGACCCGACAAUCGGCUGCCUACUACCAGUGGUCUUGCAUCUAUGGAACCUGUUACCAAUCAACUGGUUAAGACAACAGAAAAUAACAUCAGCACCAAGUUACUGUGAGUUCCUUCCUGUUUAUCCUAUAUUAACUUUUUACUCUUCUGUACACAAUGUUGACUAGCAAUUAAUAUUAUUUCUCUACUCGUUCCCUUAUCCACAACUCAUACUUCUAUACUUUUUCCGCCUGCUUAAAUAAACAACUAUCCUACAAUAUACCCUUCUUAACGCUUAUACUCUGUUUGGCAAACUAUACUUUAUACUAUAGUCAACAGAGGCACUGCAUCGAUGCUUUACCCACAGUCCACAGCUUGUAACUGCCUGAUAAGCUUGUAAAAUGGUACUUAUAGAAAUAGUGCUUUCCAACAAGUUGUGAAACAGAGGAUUGUGUGAGGUAUGACGUAUAUACAAAAAUAAGCUUAAAUUAGCCUAACAUCACAAAAGGAGGGAGGGUGGAGUUACUGACCAGCAAGCAUUGAUGGUGAGGGCGAUAACUUCAAUCCACCCGUGUUUGUGGGGACAGAACAUUUUGUAUGUAUCAGGCUCUUUAUAAUUGAGAAUAAGACAGUCAAUCUAAGAUAUAGAUUGUCUUCCUACGCUCACCACUCAGACUCAUGUUUCCAAUAAUAUGCUGGAUUAGCUAUUCUACUAAGACAACCUAUAACAUGCUAACUCGGACUUUUACACUAGGAUUGCGUGGCUGACAUCGGAUGGACAAAAAAAGAAAAGAAAAAAGACAAUAAAAGAUAUAGUCACUAGUAUUCUUAACACUUCACCCUCUAUAUAUACACCCUUCUAAUAAACCGCUUCCCUUGUACCAACCUUGACUUCCCUUCCUUCAUGUGAGCUUACUCCAACUUGUUAAACAUCGCUACUCGUUGUUCUUUAUUAGUACAUUCUCUAAUAUGGAGCCUCUGACUUCAUUUCACUCUAACAAGACAUAAUAU